AAGGAUGCUUUGGAAGACUUUGCUGCUGCUGCUGUUCUAUUACAGUGCUCAUGCCACUGUAACCCACAGAUGGAGCAGAGCUAUGCUUUUCCCAGCUGCUCAGCGGUUCAAGAGGUCCUCAGCCACCUCCCUUAACCCAGUGCUACAAAACUCACUGGAAGAUGUGGUCCUGCUUUACGAGUUUCUUUUAGCUGAGCUUGACAUUGACAAAGGUCAGAGGAUCUCCAUCAAAGAUGAGGAGCUUGCUUCACUGAGGAAGGCUGCUGAAUUUGACACCAUCUGCAAUGAGAUUAUCCCCAAGAGCAUCACAGAGAUCCGCAGGCUGAGUAGCAGGUUAUCUUCCUACCCAAGGGUCCUCAAGAAAGAAGACUUUGAAAGGACAGUGUUGACCAUGGUCUACACAGCCUACAGAGCUGCUCAGUCUCAGGGGCACCAGAAAGACACUUGGGCUGAAUCUUUUGUCAGUCUUUAUAAAGCCCUGAAGCAUGACUUGAUGCUUUCAUACAACAAAGAGCCAUCACAGUAG
This is a messenger RNA of Colius striatus (speckled mousebird), 526 nucleotides long. RefSeq names its product family with sequence similarity 180 member A (gene FAM180A). Bases 5 to 526 code for a protein of 173 amino acids. The transcript is spliced from 3 exons. The record is from RefSeq and is a predicted model, not a curated record. NCBI's taxonomy places the organism in Eukaryota, Metazoa, Chordata, Aves, Coliiformes, Coliidae.